GACGUCGAACGUUUUGAUGCAAGCGAGUCCUGAUUUAGUCCAGCAAUUUCUGGAGAAUCCCGGAAUGCCACCAAGAAGAGACUCAUUGUCCACAAGACCUGGACAUUAAGGGGCUCAAAUUACUAAUCUUCUGUGCCUUUUGAUUUAGAUGUUCAUCUUCUAGGAGAUCGCAUGUUCAAGCGCUGUAUGCUCCGCUUCAAAGGUCAUUUUGAGCGGAGGUUAGUUUCUUCUGCUUCCUUCUUGGGUUCAUUCCGGAGAAAUGAACGCAAGAAAUGAAUUGUUUUCUCGAUAUUGGGCACACUACUACUACUACUUCUACGACUACUACUUGGGCUCAUCAUCUAAGGACAGUCGACUGGAGUAUCAACUGGGGGUUUACUCCAGAUGCCUUUCGCGCCACCGGUUCGAAUGAGCAGUGCUCAGAGCAUCUCUAGCGGGAGGUUAGCUGGUGGUCCUGGGUUUUCUGCGAGCGUUUCGACUGCUAGUGCUGCUCCUGGGUUUUCCGCGGCCUUACCCACUGCAUCAGGUAUAAGUACACAAACCAAUCAUGGGGCGGUAGGUGGCGGAGUGGCUUCUCUAGGACAUGGUAUGUCAAACAGUCCCGGUUUGCAGCGCGUCGCGGUUGCUGGAGGGUCCUCGUCAAGUCGGAGCACAGAAGGUGUCAAUACAUAGGAUCAUCAUACUUAUGCUGUUCUUGACACUCACACGUCCAGUCUGAUUAGCGUACAGAGGAACGAGCCCAAUAAGGUAGCACCAUGCACCUGAUAUGUUUUUUUUUUGAAAUAUGUCUAUUUCAGGACCAUCAAAUUCCGGUUUCGCAAACGCACCUGGAAGACCGACUAAUGGGUCAGCGCCGAAUGGUGCAGGAACUACGCCUUCAGCAGGUCGACCAGAGCGAGGACAGCAGCAAGCCUUCGCCCGAUCGUCAGGACGUCGAAACUCGCUUUCUGUGAAGAGUACUCUCCCACCUAGGAGCGGCAGUUUCGCUCAGCAGGACUUUGCCAAUGUGAGCACGGCUUCGACAGGCUCUUCAGCAGCACCACGUGUCAGGAAGAAACGGCCAAGCUCGGUCGCUCCCUCUGGUUCCGGAGGCACUGCUUCAUCUAAUGGCAAUAGUUUUUCUGGCACAGCUAGGAGUGUCCAUGGCCACCAACUACCGUAUAAGGAUGGUGGAGGAGGUCAACAUGCUCCUGCCGCGGCUAUAACGACUCGGCACACAACAAGAGCGACUAUGAAUGGCGCGCCACACGUCGUCUCUUUGGAAGACCAUCCGGGAGCACGACUAAAUCGGAAAACUGCUACAUCAUUCAGCCAUCAAAGUUCAAGUCCUGGAGAGCUGCAGUCAGGUGCGCACCCCUCCAGUAGUUCCUCCUCUUCCUCGUCGUCGUCCACGUUUGGGUUGACAAGUGGUCAACAACAUCAUUUCUCAUCAACCACAUCAGCAAUAUCAGCAACUCAACAUACCAGCGCCCAACUACCGUCAACUUCUUCGGAACGAGAACGGAAACUCGAGAAUGCCUUGUUGAACAAGGAAACACAGAGGCGACAAGAACGGGAAAUAGCGAGUUCUAAAAUCCAGCAUCUGGAAGCUAGAAAUCAACUGUUGAACGAGCAAUUAGAUUGGUACCGUAGGGAGACUGGACGUGGGAUCCCGGAAAAUUUUGAACUCUUGUUAUGAGCCUUUGGUAUGGGUAGUAGUGGUAGUAGUUGUAGUGUAUCGUCCGUUGCCUUAUGUGGUUUCGAGCUUCUCGUUCUCUUGAUGAUUGGGACGAGAGGGGUGAGAAGUUGGCGUCCUAGGAAAAAAAACAACGCAGAUUGUUGUGCGAGUAGUAACUGCAUGAAGUACACAUUUAAUACCUACUUUGCAGGUCAUAGGCUCGGGCGUGCUGGUUUUUUCCUCGCCUUUCUUUCCUCACGCAUCCUUUCGUUCUCCUCCGUCACUUGGAUUUUAUAGUCCCUUCGCCUUGCAUAUCCAUGUCCACCAAUAAUGCUGCUCAUACUAAUCAGUUUGUUCCUGUUGUCGUGGAUCUGAAUUUCUAACCCUGAAUUUCUAACUUCGUAUGCCAAGAAGCCUCCGUUGUAUACUGGGUUUUCGAGUAGUUCCUGUGGUUCUUCUCUAUCGGGUAGCGGCUUCAACAGUAAAGCGACUAGCAAGACGAGCAGCGCCGGUUUUCAGGAACAAGUGAAAAUCUCCUCUCCACCACAUUCCUCCUCGUCUAACGGUCCGUUUAACGGUACAACGUCUGGUGCUGCCCUAGCUUCAGUUAAGGAUCGUUCUAGGAAGAAACAGUGAAUACAGUGUGAGGUUUCCUUGGGUCGUUGUAGUAGCAUGAAAGAGUUGGUCAUUUGGUGUGAGGUUUCCUUGGGUCGUUUUAGUAGCAUGAAAGAGUUGGAAAUUUGGUGUGAGGUUUCCUGUCACCCCAUUCAACGGAGAACGCAAGGAAGAGAAGAAUCCUAGCUACGAGGUUCGUCGUGACAUCCUAGUCAUUAUACCUUGUGCAAUGAUAGUUUUUUUGAUUAUCUAAGGUUCACAAGUAGUUUAUCACCGAACAAGAGUAUAUAUAUUAGCCUCGUGCUUUCUGUUGAUGAACAUUACCUAACACCAUGAAAAUUGACAUCUACUUGUUUCCUUAAAAUACGGAUUACUAAUCGCAUGUACUUUAUAUUACCUCGCUCUAAAUACAUAUGCCUGGUUUUUGUUUUUUCCUAGUUAGGUCUGCUCCACUACAUAUAUUACCUCGCUCUAAAUAUUCCACCACCAAUAAUUGUUCCAAGAACAACGUGUCGCUUGAAGCCACACCGACGGGAUGCAGUGAGGACGAUCCUAUGGUGGUUGCGGGCUUACGCCGUGAACUAGAGGCCGCACGAGCAAGGAUAGCUGAAUUACAACAGGGGGAACAAGUAGGAAGAGCGGUAGCUUCGUUAAGGCUACAACGAAUCCAUCCUUCCUCCAAGCAUCUUCUUGUUCCAGUUCCGCAAGGGGAAAUAACGGGAGCAACGGGCACCAAGAUGCUCAGCAAGAUGAGUUUAGUCCCCAAGGUCUAACUUCUUCAGCAGGAUCCUCGCAUGGUGGUGUGACACAAGACGCCGCUCAACAGGAGGAUGAUCGAUCGCGCCGAGUGAAUAAGCUGCGACAAUUGGACAAAAAAGCUCGUUCUCUGAAGCGGCAUUUCGAGCAGCUGAAACAGGAAAUCGCGGUGUUUCUGCGGGAGAUGAAGCCCCGUUUGCGCGGCUCUUUAGAUCCGGUAGCGCGCUUAGCCAGGCUCCUGCAGGAUUAUAGAGCCCGUUUUCUCAAAGUUGAGGCUUCGUUGCUUCUUCUAGCAGUCAUCUUGAAUCACUUAUCACGUCGCUCAAAAACAAUGUUAAGUAUCAAUGUCUUACUACGUGAUCGCUACCUAAAUUUCUAAGACGGAAUGUACGGAACGAAGACGGUUGCAUAAUUUGUUGCAGGAGGUUAGAGGAAACAUCCGCGUUUUCUGUCGUGUCCGACCUUCUUUGCCCACUGACGGUACUCGCGCAGCCUCUGCAGAAUCUUCGGCGGACGAACAGACGGAUGACGGAGUUGUUUUAUGAAAAGGAGAUAGAUUUUUUUGACAUGAAAAAAAGAUUUAAAAUCUUCGUCUCAUCUUCUAUCGGAUUAGCUACUAAAACAUACAUCGAUCUACAAACAUCUAUCUUAGCUAUGAUCACCUACCUAAAGGAGCGAUCAAAGAAAAGCAGUAACUUGCAAUCGGUAGAUUGAAAAAAGUAGGCUCUUCAGCGGACUCCUCUAACCACGUCAAAUGCCAACGGUACAGCCUCCUUCGUGCACAUUCCGGAGUUAUGGUUACAGCUUUUCCUUACAUUCUGAGUGCAUAGAAAAGAGCGUACUGCAAUAGAAAAGAGGAUCCAGCAGCAGGAAGCUCUAGCACAGAUUGCCCAACACACGACACAGUCAAUGAACUAUAGCAGAUGUCGUGAGAUAAAAAAGUACAAAAGCCCCGCCUCAUCAUGACACAUCAUGACAGACAAAGCGUGUACGUGACCUCGUCUAGGAUGUCUACUACACCGCCUAUCUUUGUGUUCCUAAUGAUGAUUAUUUCUUCCAGCAUCAGACUUCUUUCAUCUUUGCAAUAGCACUAAAUCUUUCUUGAAGAUAUUCUAAGGUCUACAAUCUAAAUAAUAAAUAAUAAUCUCUAACACGCGAUACAGUCGAUGAAAUCGGGUUGUACAAUGACUACAACGGCAGUAAUAAGGUGUGGCAAUUUGAUCGGGUUUUCGGAGACCGAAGUACCAACGCAGACGUCUUUCGGGAAGUGAAAGAGCUAGUUACAAGCACCAUGGAUGGGUAUAUUACGAAAAUGUUGACUAGUUGCACUUUGGGUUACUUUAAAACAUCCGAUGACUAGAAGUAUUUUAAUGACUAGAAGUAUUUUAAAAGGUGAAGUUGUACCCUGGAGGGGUAAGCAUGCAUAUUGAGUAGAGGUAAAUCUAAAUGUUGACUGGGAAAUCUUAGGCAGCUCGCCGAAUAGAUUCAAUUCAUCAAAUCUAAAUGUUGACUACCAUGAGAAAGCACCUCAUCAGAUCUCAGAUAGCAUGCUAAGCUUUCCAGGUGUUUACUCGAAAUCGAAUUACAAUGUCCUGUGUAAAAGAUUCUCAUUCUUCUACUACGAUAACAAUAGCUGUGGCAAGUCAUUCUAUCUAAGUACAACAAUGUGCGUACUUCUUGUACUAAAAAAUCUUCAAUAUAAAUAUAUCUAAAUACAACGUGUGCAUCUUUGCCUAUGGUCCCACGGGUAGUGGCAAAACGUAUAGCAUGGCAGGCACCGAAAAGGAUCCUGGAAUUUUCAUUCGCACAUUCGAUGAGCUUUUCCGAGUACAAGAAGCUAGAAAAGACACAAAUUGGACGUACUACUUCCUUGUUUACAACGUAGAGGAAGAUAACAUUCUUUCAUUGAUACUAGUGAAUGUAGUUACGAGCAGAGUGACGUUUUCAUGACCUACUUGCGCGCAUCAAAGAGCAAGCUGAAAAUCUAGUACACAGGGCACUGUAUGCAAGGUGUUUACAACAAGGGAUAUCUAUGAUGUAGAGGAAGAUAACAUUCUUUCAUUGAUAGUGAAUGUAGUUACGAGCAGAACCGAUUUCUACUGCCUUAUCCUCAUCCUGGUUCGACGCAAUCACUAAACUGCAGUAGGAAAAAAAUAGCACGUUUCUUUUCUAAGUUUCUUAAGUCACGAAAGACAGCAAGCAUCUAAUUAAAGGACGUCCAAACACCUCUUGUUAGGCACAUUCAUUCAUUCAUUCAUUCAUUCAUUCACUCAGGUACGAGAUAGCACUCGGCAUAUUGGAAGUGUAUAACGAGGAAUUGAGGGAUUUGUUGUGUGCCUCAGGGCCAACGAAGCGUAGUAUCCGCCUGGAUCCAGAGAACAAUGCGCCUUGCGUCCCCCACUUGACACUCCGGUAAGCUUUAGACGACCACUUUUUCUGGAUUAAUAACCUAUGCUUUAGACCACUUUUAUCUGGAUGAAAAAUUCUUAAGAGGUCGAAUGUACGACUUCUCCGAUAGUUGUAGACUUGUGGCCGAUUGUACGGUCUUAUGCGCCCCCAGUAUGUGACUUGCUAGAAUUAUGUAAUUGUUUGAAAGGGAGGCAGCAUCUAGUCCUAAAUCAAAAAAAAAAAUUGGACUGAGGACCAGGGCGACAUACAGGGAGACCCAAACUGAAUGAAUGAAUGAAUGUCUUUGAAUUUAGAAAGAGAUGCGGUUGCUUCUUUGAACAAUACGCAGACGUGCGGUCCUCGUAGCUUUAUUGUUUUUGACUUGAUACAUACCAUAAUGUUACUGCCAGUUAAAACUAAAGUUCAGUGUAGUUUUGUCCCUUCGAAGAACAACAACAGUCCCCUCAUGCAUGUCCCCUGAAGCAACAGCAGUCCCCUGAAACAACAAUAGUCCUGUCCCCUUCUUAUAGGGUCGAGGUUUAGGUCCAGCGGCGCUCAAAGCACUAAAAAAACAACCGGUUAGUUUUUACCUCUAAACCCUAGGUUUAUCCCAUGGAGCAACAAUAGUCCUGUCCCCUGAAACUACAGCCCUGUGUCUUGUCAACAAUAGUCCUGUCCCCUGAAACUACAGCCCUGUGUCUUGUCUUGCGGAAGUACAGCGAGCGCUCGAAGUCGGAGAGGGAGCGCGCAAAACAGGUUGCACGAACCUCAAUGA
This is a messenger RNA of Amoebophrya sp. A25, 6191 nucleotides long. NCBI's taxonomy places the organism in Eukaryota, Dinophyceae, Syndiniales, Amoebophryaceae. The record is from the annotation of a GenBank genome assembly.